Myripristis murdjan (pinecone soldierfish) is the source of this 4031-nucleotide messenger RNA. Its product is annotated as NLR family CARD domain-containing protein 3-like. The transcript has 11 exons. NCBI's taxonomy places the organism in Eukaryota, Metazoa, Chordata, Actinopteri, Holocentriformes, Holocentridae. Gene Ontology annotation, molecular function: protein binding. The record is from RefSeq and is a predicted model, not a curated record. Bases 56 to 3631 code for a protein of 1191 amino acids.
GCUCCGAGCCCGGCGGACUACUUUCCUCAAGCUGUGGCGGCAGAUUACCGACAACAUGGAAAGGAUCAAUCAGGAGAGACCAGACUCCCCUGAACCCAGCUGUGUGUCCAUGAAGAGUGACUGGUCUAUGCAUCGUCCUGUUCAGUUCAAAGAUGGCCACCACUCCAUUGAACAGAGAGUCCACCAGCAGAGCUCAGAUCCUCCCAGUGGUCAGCCAGCCCCGGGGCAUCAAACAGACCUGGACUCCAUAUUUAAGAUGCUGGAGGAGAACUCUGUCGCUUUUGUGAAGAACGAGCUGAAAAGGAUCCAGAAGGUUCUGAAGCCAGACUACCCAGAAUGCUUAGGGAGGCAGAGAGAGCAUGAGAAGGUGAUGGACGAUGAGGAGGAAGAGCAGAGGAGCAGCAUCAGAGAGGCUUUUGUGCAGAUCACACUGCACCUCCUGAGGAGAAUGAAGCAGGAGGAGCUGGCUGAGCGUUUGCAGAGCAAAACCUUUGCUGCAGUCUGUCAACGUAAACUCAAAUCUAAUCUGAAGCAGAAGUUUCAGUGUGUGUUUGAGGGGAUUGCCAAAGCAGGAAACCCAACUCCUCUGAACCAGAUCUACACAGAGCUGUACAUCACAGAGGGAGAGAGUCAAAAGGUCAAUGAUGAACAUGAAGUCAGACAGAUUGAAACAGCUUCCAGGAAACCAGCAGGAGCAGAAACACUGAUAAAAUCUGAAGACAUCUUUAAACCUUUACCUGGAAGAUAUCGACCAAUCAGAACACUGAUGACAAAGGGAGUGGCUGGCAUUGGGAAAACAGUCUUAACACAGAAGUUCACUCUGGACUGGGCUGAAGACAAAGCCAAUCAGCAUGUACACUUCACAUUUCCAUUCACUUUCAGAGAGCUGAAUCUGCUGAAAGAGAAAAAGUACAGUUUUGUGGAACUUCUUCAUCACUUCUUUACUGAGACCAAAGAAGCAGGAAUGAGAAAGUUUGAUCAGUUCCAGGUUGUGUUGAUCUUUGACAGUCUGGAUGAGUGUCGACUUCCUCUGGACUUCAACAACAACCAGAUCCUGACUGAUGUUACAGAGUCCACCUCAGUGGAUGUUCUGCUGACAAACCUCAUCAAGGGGAACCUGCUUCCCUCUGCCCGCCUCUGGAUAACCACACGACCCGCAGCAGCCAAUCAGAUCCCUCCUGAGUGUGUUGACAUGGUGACAGAGGUGAGAGGCUUCACUGACCCACAGAAGGAGGAAUACUUCAGGAAGAGAUUCAGAGAUGAGGAGCAGACCAGCAGAAUCAUCUCCCACAUCAAGACGUCACAAAGCGUUCACAUCAUGUGCCACAUCCCAGUCUUCUGCUGGAUCACUGCUACAGUUCUGGAGGAUGUGUUGAAAACCAGUGAGGGAGGACAGCUGCCCAAGACCCUGACUGAGAUGUACAUCCACUUCCUCGUGGUUCAGUCCAAACAAGGGAACGUCAAGUAUCACGGCACUGAGACAGAUCCACACUGGACUCCAGAGACCAAGAAGAUGAUCCUAUCUCUGGGAAAACUGGCUUUUGAGCAGCUGGAGAAAGGCAACCUGAUCUUCUAUGAAGCAGACCUGGCAGUGUGUGGCCUUGAUAUCAGAGCAGCCUCAGUGUACUCAGGAGUGUUCACACAGAUCUUUAAAGAGGAGCGUGGGCUGUACCAGGACAAGGUUUUCUGCUUCAUCCAUCUGAGCCUUCAGGAGUUUCUGGCUGCAGUUUAUGUCUUUCUGACCUUCACCAACUCUGGAGUCAAUCUGCUGACAGAAAAACAGCAAACCUCUCCAUCGUCCAUGACAUCAAGAAAUAUAGAAGAACUCCACCUGAGUGCUGUGGACAAGGCCUUACAGAGUCCAAGUGGACAGCUGGACUUGUUUCUCCGCUUCCUCCUGGGUCUUUCAAUGGAGACCAACCAGCGUCUCCUACGAGGCCUGCUGACACAGACAGGAAGUAGCUCACAGACCAACCAGGAAACAGUCCAGUACAUCAAGGAGAAGAUCAGAGAGAAUCCCUCUCUAGAGAGAAGUAUCAACCUGUUCCACUGUCUGAAUGAGCUGAAUGACAAUUCUCUAGUGAAGCAGAUCCAAUGGCACCUGAGUUCAGGAAGUCUCUCCACAGACAGACUCUCUCCUGCUCAGUGGUCAGCUCUGGUCUUCAUGUUGCUGUCAUCAGAAGAAAAACUGGAUGUGUUUGACCUGAAGAAGUACUCUGCUUCUGAGGAGGCUUUUAUGAAACUGCUGCCAGUGGUUGAAGUCUCCAAAACAUCUCUGCUGAGUGGCUGUAAUCUGUCAGAGAGAAGCUGUGAGGCUCUGGCCUCAGUUCUCAGCUCCCAGUCCUCCAGUCUGAGAGAGCUGGACCUGAGCAACAACCACCUGCAGGAUUCAGGAGUGAAGCGUCUCUCUGCUGGAAACUGCAGACUGGAGGCUCUCAGGCUGAGUGGCUGUAAUCUGUCAGAGAGAAGCUGUGAGGCUCUGGCCUCAGUUCUCAGCUCCCAGUCCUCCAGUCUGAGAGAGCUGGACCUGAGCAACAACCACCUGCAGGAUUCAGGAGUGAAGCAUCUCUCUGCUGCACUGGAGAGUCCAAACUGUAGACUGGAGACUCUCAGGCUGAAUCAGAGCGAGCUCACAGAGAGAAGCUGUGAGGCUCUGGCCUCAGUUCUCAGCUCCCAGUCCUCCAGUCUGAGAGAGCUGGACCUGAGCAACAAUGACCUGCAGGAUUCAGGAGUGAAGCGUCUCUCUGCUGGACUGGAGAGUCCAAACUGUAGACUGAAGGCUCUCAGGCUGUCAGGCUGUCUGCUCACACAGGAAGGCUGUGCUGCUCUGGCCUCAGCUCUGAGCUCCAACCCCUCCCAUCUGAGAGAGCUGGACUUGAGCUACAAUCAUCCAGGAGCCUCAGGAGAGAAGCUGCUCUCUGCUGGACUGGAGGAUCCAACCUGGAGCCUGGAGGCUCUCAGGGUGGACCAUGGUGGAGAGCAGAUGUUGAAACCAGGCCUGAGGAAGUAUUCCUGUCAAGUCAAACUGGACCCAAACACAGCAAACAAACACCUCGUCCUGUCUGAGGACAACAGGAAGGUGAGACUGGUGGAAGAGGAGCAGCCAUAUCCUGAUCACCCAGAGAGAUUUGACUCCUAUCAUCAGGUGAUGUGUGGAACUGGUCUGACUGGGAGGUGUUACUGGGAGGUCGAGUGGGAGGGAUGGGUUAAUAUCGGAGUGACUUACAGAGGAAUCAGCAGAAGAGGAUACAGUGAUGACUGCAGGCUUGGAGGAAACAACAAAUCCUGGAGUCUAGAGUGCUUUAAUAGAAGUUUCAUUGCCCGACACAAAAACAGAACAACAGCUGUUGGUGUCCGUUCUUCCUCCUCCUCCUCCUCCUCCCCCCCCUCUGGCAGAGUAGCAGUGUAUCUGGACUGGCCUGCUGGCUCUCUGUCCUUCUACAGCGUCUCCUCUGACGCUCUGAUCCACCUCCACACCUUCACCUGCACCUUCACCGAACCUCUGUACCCGGUGUUUGGGCUUUGGUUUGAGCUGAACACUGGUUCUAUGUUGGAGAUACAACUGAUGGAUGCUGCACCUCCUCUCAGCUCUCCAUUCAGUCCCUCAGUGUCUCUGUGUCUGAUGGAGUAACAAAACACUCACACUGCUGCCCAGAGACAACUGCUGAAAUGAUGUACAGGAUCUCUUCUCACACACACACACACACACACACACACACACACACACAUCAAAGUGUGUAUUAUUCCUCUUCUACUCCCUGUGUCACACACACACACACACACACGUACAACAACAUGGAUAUUUGAUCUACAGACUUUGAACCAGACACAAUCUACUUACUGAGGAUUCAUUCACUUUUCUAAAAUUAAAGUUUAUUGUAAAUGUGAACUAUUGGAGAUGAUUUUUAAAUCUUUACUUAUUGUCACUCUUUUGGCUCCAUCUGAAGUUUGGUUGUGUUAACCUUUGUUAACAGUUAAGAUUAUAUUCUGAAAAUCCAGGAAGUCCAUAGUGUAAAUGCUGUGUGCAGAAA